UGACAGCUGUGCCUAAUACUGCAGGAUCAUGGCGAUCAUUAGAGACACCAUUAAGCGAAUCAAUGUAUAGCAUUUUAUUUAUUACUUGGUUACAUAUUGUGCAUUCAUAUUAAAAAGUCAUUAAUAGCUUAGAAACAUUAGAUUCUUUUGGAUUCGAAACCAUGACACCUGUGCAGGCUGGUGCAAUUCCUCUGUUUAUGAAGAAUAAGGAUGUUGUGGUUGAAGCAGUGACAGGUUCUGGAAAAACAUUGGCUUUUGUAAUACCUAUUUUGGAGAAACUUUUGAGAAGAGAAGAGCCACUAAAGAACUAUGAAGUUGGAGCGAUUAUUAUUACGCCAACAAGAGAACUCGCACAACAGAUCUCGUCUGUCAUCGAUCAGUUUGUUGAUACUCAUGAAUGCAAGGAUCAGAUACAUCCUGGGUUAUUCAUAGGCGGUACGACAUCACUCGCUGAAGAUAUUUCUACUUUUAAGAAUGACCAUCCUCGCAUCUUGAUCGGCACUCCUGGUCGACUUGAAGAACUCUUGACAAAGACUGGACAAUUAGUCAAUGUCAAAGAAUUAGAGGUGCUUGUCAUGGACGAAGCAGAUCGACUCUUGGAUAUGGGUUUCUCCAGACAGCUAAAUACAAUUAUAGCACAACUGCCUAAACAACGUCGUACUGGUCUCUUUUCUGCAACAAUGACCGAUGCUAUUUCAGAACUAGUGCGUGCUGGUCUCCGUAAUCCUGUACGAAUCGUAGUCAAGGUUGAGGAUCUCUUGAACAAGGGCACAGUGCAGCGUACACCGGCUACUUUAGAGAUUGAUUAUUUAGUAUGUGAUGCAGAUCAGAAACUACUGCAGGCAGUACGCAUAUUAGAAACAGAGUUGAAUCAAGCGGAUGGCGCCCGAAAAUUUAUUGUGUACUUUGCCACUUGUGCGAUGGUAGACUAUUUUUACAAGGUGCUUAGUCGCAUGUCUUGUUUAAAGCCAUUCUCUCUUCAUUCUCUCCAUGGCCAAAUGGAUACUAAACGACGAACCGCCACCUAUAGUUCUUUUAUAGAAUUAUCACCAGCCAUUCCUGCUGUUUUAUUAUGUACGGAUGUUGCUUCGCGAGGUUUGGAUAUUUCGGAUUUGGACUAUGUCAUCCAGGUUGAUCCACCUCAGGAUCCAAAGGCAUUUUCACAUAGAUGUGGCCGUGCUGGUCGAGCAGGUAGAAGAGGUAAAGCGACUGUUUUAUUGGUGAGAGGCCGAGAAGAGCUGUACGUUGAUUUUUUAAAAUUACGAAAGAUUCCCAUUCAACGUCGACGAUACAUAUUGCCCAAUGGCGAAACAGUGGAUAAUAGCAUCAAGGACGAUACACAGGCUGACGAGAAAGCGACAUCAGUGCAGGUGCAGGAUCCUUCUUUAUCCAAAUUCAUUACAGAUAUCAGGUCGAUUGUCAAAACAGAUCGAGACCUUCAUGAUCGUAGUAUUAAAGCAUUUGUAUCAUGGGCAAGGUCAUACUCAAAGCAUGAAGCAAGUUAUAUCUUUCGAGUAAAAGAUAUCAACCUGGGACAGUUAGCUAUGGGCUUUGGAUUAUUAAAGCUACCUAAAAUGCCCGAGUUAAAACAGCAACAACAAAACUUGAAUACAUUCAUAGAAGAACAAUUAGACUGGAGUUCCUACAAAUAUUCAGACAAAAUGAGAGAGGCCAAGAGACAAAGAGAGAUGGCAGAACAAAAAGAGAAGCCUCAAAUACAAUCAAAGAAAAAGAGUGUAGCUUGGUCUGAAAAGGUAGAGGCUAAGGAAAGAAAAUCAAUACGUAAAGAAAAGAAGCAAAAGAAGAGAGAGUAUCUGAAAAGAAUGCAAGAAGAAGAGGAAGAAAAAAAGAAGAGGGCAUUGGAGGAUGAUGAAGAUGAUUGGGAAGAGUUGGCAAAAGAAGAAAGACUGUUCAAGAAAGUGAAGAAGGGUCAACUUGAUAGAAAUGCGUUUGAUGACAUGUUUACAUAAUAAACCUUUAUUACCAAACAGGGUUUUUCAUAAUGGCAUUUGUUAUCUGUUCAAAUAGGUGUUUGCUGUGGUUCGUAUCAACUGUCUUUAAUGCGAUACCUAAUAAAAGCGGCCUUGUUUCAUGAGGAUUCAUUGAAACAAUCGCUUGAAGAAUAGAGGUUGCAUAUAAUAUAUACAAGUCACUCUGUGGACCCAUAGAAUCACCUAUUAAAAAUUUGGUUGUUGUAGGAAAUGUGUCAAGAGUGCUUAUUCAAGUGUCCUAUCUUCCCAUAU
This is a messenger RNA of Rhizopus microsporus ATCC 52813, 2243 nucleotides long. Its product is annotated as DEAD-domain-containing protein. The record is from RefSeq and is a predicted model, not a curated record. The coding region runs from base 162 to 1970 and encodes 602 amino acids. NCBI's taxonomy places the organism in Eukaryota, Fungi, Mucoromycota, Mucoromycetes, Mucorales, Rhizopodaceae. Gene Ontology annotation, molecular function: ATP binding; nucleic acid binding. The transcript is spliced from 2 exons. Gene Ontology annotation, cellular component: nucleolus.